Molecule: messenger RNA, 1647 nt
Organism: Penicillium argentinense
Lineage: Eukaryota; Fungi; Ascomycota; Eurotiomycetes; Eurotiales; Aspergillaceae
Product: putative pH signal transduction protein PalI
Exons: 2
Coding region: 1-1647 (548 amino acids)
Cellular component (GO): cell division site; plasma membrane; growing cell tip
Source: RefSeq, a predicted model, not a curated record
AUGUUACUCAAGCCCGCAACACCCCUCACCAUCUUACUGCUGGUCGCCUUUGCGCUCCUGCUACUGUCCUGCCUGUCCACCCCCAUCGUUAAGGGCAUUCCCCUCGCGACCUUCAACGAUGUCGACUACGGUGUCUUUGGCUACUGCCAGGCUGACAAGUGCACGAACAUCCAUGUGGGAUACACGAGCAAUGAUAUUAAUAACACCGGCGAUGAUUUCAACCUGCCGUCGAGUACCCGCAAGUCGCUGUCGGCGAUUCUGAUCGUGCAUCCCGUUGCUGCCUUCCUGACCCUGGUUUGCCUGUGCCUGGCCGCCGCCGCCCACUUCCAUGGCCCGUCCCAUUCGCCGCGCUUCUUGCUCGCUCUGCUCAUUCUCCUUCUGCCGACGCUCCUCGCGACGCUCCUCGCGUUUCUCGUCGAUAUUCUUCUCUUCGUUCCGCAUCUACAAUGGGGUGGCUGGAUUGUGCUGGCGGCGACCAUUAUCCACGUUUCCUGUGGUGUGGUGACCUGCGCCAUGCGCCGGACUCUGGUGAGCCGCAAGGCGCGGAAGCGUCGCAUUGCCGAGAACGCGGAGAUGAGUGGUGAGAACUACUACAAUCGCCAGAAUGCUGCUGCGCCAACCACACCGCCUGUCCCCCCAGUUCCCGUCGAAAACAAGGAGGCUAUUGUCUCCGGCUCGCCCACCUCGGAGUCGGGCCCUACAUUCGCGACCUUCCGUACGAACACACGCGACAGCGACGAUGAUCAGACACCUCUCAACUCACGCACUCCCGUCAAUGCCAUGAAUGAUGUGCCGGCUCCGCCAGACAACCAAUACCCCAGUCGUUAUGGAACCCCGUAUCGCGCCGCGGACGAGCCUGGUCUGCCUCCCCAAGGUCCUUAUGGCGCUAGUCCAAUGCGCAACCCUUCGGAUCCCCGAUUGCGCCAGCAAUACUCCGACGGUAGCAUGGGUUCGCGGCGUGGUGGUGGUCCGCCUGGAUUCGUUCCCCGUGGCAGAGGAGGAUAUCCCCCUCGCGGCGGCUAUGGCCGUGGAGGUCCAUACGCUGGACCACCCCGGGGACCCCCUGGUGGCGCCCGAGGUGCCUACAUGGGCCCGAUGCCUCCUCGGGGCCGCGGAGGUAUGAUGCCUGGUCGUGGAGCGCCGCGCGGAGGUGGCGUUGGCGUUGGCUAUAUGCCUGGUCCUAACCGCAGCUUUGAUUCGUAUGGUCGACCAAUGGGCCCGGAAGAUGACAUGUAUGAGCCUCAAGGACAGGCGCCUGUUGGCCCGAUGCGCGAACCAUCCCCAGGUCCGAUUGGAAUGGCGGUCUCGCCCGAAACCGUAGGCCAAGCGAUCGAGAUGCAGCCUCAACCGCGACGUUACGAAGGACCUGAUUCCAGCAUGAGUGGGGACUCUAACCCGCAUGCCCUGUCUGUGGACGGCCAACACGCCCCACUGGAGAGCCCAACCAGUCUCUACAGUCGAACUGAAUCCUACGUCCCAGCUCGUGCCGGAUGGGGUGCUCCUGACCCCCGUGGACUCUCGCCCCGUCCAACUCCGUCGCCAGUCCAUGCGAAUGGCGGCACCGCCUACUACGAAGAUGUCGAUCCUCAAUUCGCGCGUCGCCCCUCGCCGCGACCGACCCCCAACCAGGCCUCCCGUCGGCCUUGA